GAUUUAACACAACUUUCCCUCAUAAAUCUGGUUCUAAAGCAUGUAGCCUGGACGCGAAUGCAUGCAUGCCCAAGAACUACUACUGCUAAAUGUCCACCAUGGGUGUAACAGUAUUUCUAAAGAAUUCGUUUGAUGUGCUUCUAUGAAGAGCAGCACCUUUGUUUAUGAACGUAAUCUGAAUUACACUGGUAUUUUGAUGAAUGAGGACUUGGAACAUGGGUACAUCGUUACGGUUGAGAUAUAAUUAUUGAUUCAGCCCCCUCUCCUUGUCGAGAGACAUGACAUGAUACUUGAUCAAUUGUUUUGUUUUACCCCCUACCCUUGUUUUAUUUCUUCAUCAGGUUGUUUUGCUGAUGGAGUUCCAAACUUUUGAGGACAAGUCCAGUGCCAUUAAUCAGAACACUGGUGUCAGUGAAAGGCUUGCUGAGAUGAUCAGGGUGUGGCUCCCUGGGAAGAAAAUGGCAGUCGGAAAUCCUGAAUAUAAGGAAAUCAUUGAAGAGAGAUUGGAAAUAGAAUGCCUGUAUAAUGAACGGGUGAUGGAGGUAAUGUGGGGCAUACAGAAUUGCAUGCCAGGUUUGAUACCUAUAGAAAAAUCACAGCUGGCUAAAGAGGACCGCCUCCCGAGUAAGGGAUUGCAAGAAUUCUUGAAGCGUUAUGGCUGCAAUGUCAAACCAGAGAUGGUCAAUGAACAAAUUGUCGCGACGGCUUCCGCAUUGUCUGCGUGUGAUUAUGUUGAGAAGAAAUAUUCUCUAGUCUUGCGCGAAGCAGGUGCUGUCAUUAAGGAUGUGUCUGGCAUCAGCUGUGAGGGUUGGAGCUUACUGGACAUUGCAACAGCUCUGAAGAUGAUAUGGAAGCCUAAAAAAGUUGGCAAUUCUUCUCUGGUUUCAAAAGAUGAGGCACUAAGAUUGGUGAACGAUGCAUCUAAAUAUGAAGCUCUGGUGAAUAAGUAUCCUUUUUUUCGAGCCUACAAAGAAAUGUUGAAAGCUCAUGAUGAUAGGAUCUCGAAAGAAGAACUACUGAAAUCAUUGGUUGAGGGCCUGAAGAAACCAUAAGGCUCACAGCUAGCUGAAACUGCUGGUCCUUGGUCUGAAGGGAGUUUUUGGCAUGUUGGUUCACCGGGUAUUAUUGAACAUAAGCUGAUCUUGGUUGACUUUAUUGCAGUCUCAGUCUGAGAUGGUCCGUACGAAAAAGUGUAGUGCUAAUUAAAUUUGAGCAACCCUGCUUAAUUGUCUACCAAGUAUUUUGCUAUCUUAAUUUGAACUUAUUGUUUUUAUCUGGUCAUAUGGAAUGUCAGAUCGGUUACGCCUAA
Messenger RNA from Aegilops tauschii subsp. strangulata, 1309 nucleotides. RefSeq names its product probable nucleolar protein 5-2. The record is from RefSeq and is a predicted model, not a curated record. NCBI's taxonomy places the organism in Eukaryota, Viridiplantae, Streptophyta, Magnoliopsida, Poales, Poaceae. Gene Ontology annotation, cellular component: box C/D methylation guide snoRNP complex; small-subunit processome. Gene Ontology annotation, molecular function: snoRNA binding.